Messenger RNA from Boleophthalmus pectinirostris (great blue-spotted mudskipper), 1072 nucleotides. RefSeq names its product mitochondrial ribosomal protein L28 (gene mrpl28). The record is from RefSeq and is a predicted model, not a curated record. Gene Ontology annotation, cellular component: mitochondrial large ribosomal subunit. The transcript has 6 exons. Bases 179 to 934 code for a protein of 251 amino acids. NCBI's taxonomy places the organism in Eukaryota, Metazoa, Chordata, Actinopteri, Gobiiformes, Gobiidae. Gene Ontology annotation, molecular function: structural constituent of ribosome.
GUCACACGUGGUAGACGGGCCAAAAUUUGCGGAAGUGUGCGUAGCCGUGCCAUGAGUCGUGCGUGCCCUUGUGUAGCUCAGCCACGAUUGUACUGAGGGAUAAAGAUAAAACUGCACCACUUAAAUUAUGAUCUAGUGUCACUUCUGGAUUUGGCUACAGACAAAUCAUAGGCUGAUUAUGCCACUCCAUAAAUACCCACCCAAAAUCUGGAAUGUGCUGAAAUUGAAGCAGGGCAUUUAUGCUCGUUUACCCAAACAUUACCUCAAGUCCUUGGAGCCGAAGGAGCCUACACCUGUCCACUUCAGGCCCCUGGGUGUUGAGUAUAAGCUCAACCCAAAGACGGGCCAAAGAGAAAGAGUGCAGGAUGUCCCAAUCCCUCUGUACUAUCCUCCUCAAUCCCAGGAUGGGCUGUGGGGUGGAGAGGGCUGGAUAUCAGGCUACAGAUAUGCCAACAAUGAUAAGAUGUCAAAUCGUUUAAAAAAGACAUGGAAACCACAGCUGUUCAAACGGGAGCUUUAUAGUGAAAUCCUUGAUCACAAAUUUACCAUUACAGUCACAGCCCAUACUCUGGACCUGAUUGAUGCAGCAUUUGGCUUCGACUUUUACAUUCUCAAGACACCAAAAGAAGACCUCAACUCCAAGCUGGGUAUGGAUUUGAAGAGGGCGAUGUUACUCCGUCUGGCACGCAAAGAUCAAGAGCUUUAUCCCCAUGACUCUGACACAAGAGAGAGGGUGUACAAUAAGUAUAAGCAGUUUGAGAUCCCAGAAGAGGAGGCAGAGUGGGUGGGCCUGAGUCUGGAGGAAGCGGUUGAAAAACAGCGGCAGUUGGAGCACAAGGAGCCUGAACCAUUAUUUAAAACCAGUGUGGACAAACUGGUUGAGGAGCUGCAUAUUCAUAAACUGUCAGAGCCACUUCUCAUAAAGAAGAAUUGAAUCAACAUUUAACACUGUUGUGUCUGAAAGAUAAGUUGUAACAAACCAUUGAUGAUCAGGUGUUUUGUGGUGAUUGAAAUACUAUUUAAAUGUAAAUACGCUGUGGCAAAUUUAAUAAAAUAUGUGUUUUUAUUUAAA